Messenger RNA from Lagopus muta (rock ptarmigan), 3053 nucleotides. RefSeq names its product proliferation-associated 2G4 (gene PA2G4). The record is from RefSeq and is a predicted model, not a curated record. Lineage: Eukaryota; Metazoa; Chordata; Aves; Galliformes; Phasianidae. The coding region runs from base 49 to 1233 and encodes 394 amino acids. The transcript has 15 exons.
GGCGGGGGGGCGGCAGCGGCGGCGGCGGGCGCGGGGCCGGGUCCGACCAUGUCGGGAGAGGAGGAGGCGGCCGAGCUGACCAUCGCCGAGGACCUGGUGGUGACCAAGUACAAGAUGGGGGGGGACAUCGCCAACCGGGUCCUGCGUGCCGUGGUCGAAGAGGCGAAUUCGGGAGCAUCGGUUCUGUGCUUGUGUGAGAAGGGAGACGCCAUGAUCAUGGAGGAGACCGGCAAGAUUUUCAAGAAGGAAAAAGAAAUGAAAAAAGGUAUUGCCUUCCCAACGAGUAUAUCAGUAAAUAACUGUGUCUGUCACUUCUCCCCCUUGAAGAGUGACCAAGACUACAUCCUCAAAGAUGGAGACUUGGUCAAAAUUGACCUGGGAGUCCACGUCGAUGGCUUCAUAGCGAAUGUAGCUCACAGUUUUGUCAUAGAUGCCUCCAAGGAAAGCCCCGUGUCGGGCCGUAAAGCCGAUGUCAUCAAGGCGGCUCAUCUCUGCGCCGAGGCCGCGCUGCGUUUGGUAAAGCCUGGAAACCAGAAUACACAAGUGACAGACGCGUGGAACAAAAUCGCCCACUCGUUUCACUGCACGCCCAUUGAAGGGAUGCUGUCACACCAGCUGAAGCAGCACGUGAUCGAUGGGGAGAAAACAAUCAUCCAGAACCCUACAGACCAGCAAAAGAAGGACCACGAAAAAGCAGAAUUUGAGGUGCACGAAGUUUACGCCGUUGAUGUUCUUGUCAGCAGCGGAGAGGGAAAGGCAAAGGACGCUGGGCAGAGAACUACAAUUUACAAAAGGGACCCCUCCAAACAGUACGGCCUGAAGAUGAAAACCUCCCGUGCCUUUUUCAGCGAGGUGGAGAGGCGCUUUGACACCAUGCCAUUCACUCUCAGGGCGUUUGAAGAUGAGAAGAAGGCCAGGAUGGGGGUGGUGGAAUGCGCCAAACAUGAGCUGCUCCAGCCCUUCAACGUGCUCUACGAAAAGGAAGGAGAGUUUGUUGCACAGUUCAAAUUCACAGUGCUUUUAAUGCCUAACGGUCCUAUGAGGAUAACCAGCGGCCCCUUCGAACCUGAGCUCUACAAGUCGGAGUUUGAGGUGCAAGAUGGAGAGCUGAAGGCCCUUCUACAAAGUUCUGCAAGCCGGAAGACCCAGAAAAAGAAGAAAAAGAAGGCCUCCAAGAAUGCAGAGAAUGCCACCACGGGAGAGACGGCGGAGGAGAACGAGGCCGGAGACUGAGCAGCUCCUGCUGCUCCCCCAGCACCCGGCUCUCACACACACACACAAAACCCCCCAGACAAACAACCAGAAACAAAAUCCAGCGCUGUUUGUCUCUUACAACCAAACGGCAAACGGCCCGAUGUCCCACUGCCUACAAGCAGCUCCUAUUGAUUUUGCCAAGGAGGGAGGAUUCUCUCUGCCACUUCAGACUACUUAAAAAAGAAAGCAGAAAAAAUAAAAUCAGGAGUAAAAGCUAGUCUAUAUCUUUCUAACCUUUUAUACUACUCAUACUUGUUAAAGAGGUGAACAACAAAGCCAUUCCCAGUGAGAGGGAGCGUGCAGAGCUGCCUGCUUUCUUCCUCCUCGUUUUGGUUUUAAAUUUUCCCUUUACAGAUUUUCUUGGAGGAAAAAAAGCUGAUAAUGCCCUCAGAAAAGCGAUCUGUGCUUGUGAUCUGCCCACAGAGCUGGCAGCUCCUCCCGGCCGUGCAGGAUCUCUGUCCGUUACCUCGAGGCAGAGCAUUUCUCACUCUUUUAACCUUUAGAUUGUACGUUUAUCAUUGGGAAAAACAGCAAAUUCGGUGUCCCCGGUGAGACCGUAGGCCGUCCCGUCUCCUGCGCCCUGUCUCUGCCUUGGUUUACCUAUAAACACUCUAUUUUUAAACAGAUUGCUGUGGUGAGCUUGUUUUUAAAUCCAACGCCCGAGGAAGCAGGCGGUGCCCGGCGCCGCUCGGACGGCAGGCAGCUGCUGCGCACCGUGCUGCUGGGCUCGCCUGUUCCAACAUUGGGAGCGGUGGCGAUGCUCCAGCCGCUGGAUGCAGGCUGAGAGUAGCCGGGGGCACCGCUCUCGUACAGCAAGCCUUUUCCGAGGGGAAAAAAAGCCACCAACAGACGUCGAGUUCAGUGCGGUUGGACGCGGACGGCUCUUCCUUUCCUUCGCGGCCGCCCAGCCGCUCACCUGCGGCCCAACUCGGGCGGAGCGCCGCAGGUCCCGCAGGCAGCGCCCCGUGCUGCGGCCCGGACGCAGCCGCCGUCGAGGCGAACGGCGCGACGCCGCGCUCGGCCCCGGGGCGCCUGGGUGUUUUUAAGCAAUAUUCUGUCCGUGCAGAGCUGCUCCCCCCGCGGAUUGUAAACCACUGAGACUUGCUGCAGGUUUAUUUAAUUUCCGAUUUCUACGUGCUGUACCUCUUGAUACAAGAAACAGAAAACCCGCUUAAGAUUUUGAAAAGCGAAAGCUCCCGAGAAGAACUCUGUAACCGACGCUGUUUUCCAAAUAAAGCUGACUCGUGGCACCUCUUUGCACGGAGACGUGGCUCUGCUCAUUGGGGCGGGGGGCUUCGGUGCGCCGCGCCCCGGGCCGGGAAGGGCAGCGCUGUGCAAAAUGGCGGCCGGGCUCGGGACUACAACUCCCGGCAUGCCGCGGGGAGGGGCGACUACGGCUCCCGGCAUGACGUGCGCGGAGAGGGCGCGGCCGCAGGCUCGGCCCUAUAAAUAGGCCGCGGCGGGCGGCACUGUUCCUCUCGGCCGCUGCUGCCGCCAUUUUGACGGCUGCUGGUGGCCGCCGCCAUCCGCUUCCAUCCGCCGCCAGCGGCGCCGCACCGAGACUAAGCGCGGCGCGAGCGCGCCGCCAUGAGGGCCAAGUGGCGCAAGAAGCGAAUGCGCAGGCUGAAGCGCAAGAGGAGGAAGAUGCGACAGAGGUCCAAGUAGUGCUGGGACCGGACCGUGCCGCGCGUGGAGGAGCGAGGAGCCGUCCCAGCGCCGCGGGGCCGUGGUGGGGUCCCGUCCCGCCGCACCGGGCCGGGCUCUGUAGCGCCGCCAAUAAAGUUGGAGAUGUUUUCGGA